CCUUGGAAGUGAUAUUCGUGAUCACCGCGAAAUUCUCUAUCGAAUGGUGUAUGAAGUGUCGAAAAAUAAAUUUCACUGCAAGGCUGCCCUGGGUGCAUCUUACAAUGAAGGUAUUAUUUGGGAUCCAACAAUUUUGAUUGGACAUUUUGAAUCAAGAGUAGCAAAAUUUUUUGCUGCUUUUGCAUUUGCACUUGCUACACUCGGUACAAAUAUAUCAGCAAAUACCAUAUCAGCAGCGAACGAUCUUUCAGCUAUGUUUCCUAAAAUAUUUAAUAUUCGUCGUGGUUCAUUUGUGGCAAGUCUUUUAGCAUGGGUAUGUGUACCAUGGUAUAUACUUAGUAGUGCACAAGGUUUUCUUGCAUUUAUGAGUAGUUAUAGUGUUUUUCUUGGUCCAAUUGCUGGGGUUAUGGUUUCUGAUUUUUGGCUUGUUCGUCAUAUUGGUCGAAUUCAAACACCGGAACUUUAUCAACCACAUGGAAAAUAUUGGUAUUGGAAAGGAUGGCAUUGGCGUGCAUAUGUAGCUUUGAUUUGUGGUACAACACCUAAUUUACCAGGAUUCCUUCAGCAAAUAUCACAAUCAAUUAAAGUUGGUAAUGCUAUUUAUAUUUUUUAUGUUGGCUGGUUAAAUUCAUUUAUUAUUGGCUUAAGUCUUUAUUGGUUGUUAUGGAAAAUUUGGCCAGCACAUGAUAUAGGAGAGGCAAUACUUGUUGAUGAUGUCAUUGGUUCGAAUGAUGGUAUUGACAAAAAUAAACUUAUAAACGAUACUGUCGGAUCAGCUAUUGUAACGACGGAGAAGCACUCAGAAAAUACUGACCUCAUAAACACUGUUUUGUGA
Molecule: messenger RNA, 835 nt
Organism: Didymodactylos carnosus
Lineage: Eukaryota; Metazoa; Rotifera; Eurotatoria; Philodinida; Philodinidae
Source: the annotation of a GenBank genome assembly